Molecule: messenger RNA, 4062 nt
Organism: Xyrauchen texanus (razorback sucker)
Lineage: Eukaryota; Metazoa; Chordata; Actinopteri; Cypriniformes; Catostomidae
Product: protein spire homolog 1-like
Exons: 19
Coding region: 244-2550 (768 amino acids)
Biological process (GO): actin nucleation; polar body extrusion after meiotic divisions; cleavage furrow formation
Cellular component (GO): cell cortex; cytoplasmic vesicle membrane
Molecular function (GO): actin binding
Source: RefSeq, a predicted model, not a curated record
UUGGUUUGCUAACCGCCAUAAAACGUAAAACAAGAAGACUGCCUUUGAGACCAUGUGGAAAAAUCAUAAGACCGCCUCUCAUCGCGAGCACUGACACACCACCAGCACAUCCAGUUUACAGUUAACGACACAGGCAGCGGAGGCGCGGCGUUUUUCUAGAUGACAGACGCAACGUAAACAUACGUCUUCCCCUUUAACACAGUAGCAUACACUCAUUGCUCUCGGGAAUCCUGGAGAAGAAAAAUGAGUGAUGAAGGAAUGUUAAUCUCACCGUCGGCUCUCGAGAAACCCGAAGAUGGAACGAAAACCGAAGACAUCAUUAUGGAUUUUAAGGAUGGGGAAGAUGAAUUGACUUUGGAGGAGAUUUUAACACUGUACAGUCAACCGAUCAAUGAGGAGCAGGCAUGGGCCGUGUGUUAUCAGUGCUGCAGGUGGUUAACGCAGAAACGGAGGCGGAAAGAGAGAUGUGUGAGUCCACCUGGACGCAUCAAGGGUCCUGAAGACGUGAGGAUCCGAAAGGACGGGACUGUUAAAUUAUAUCAACAGAGCAGUCAAGAUAAACACAUACCGCCCAGCACAUCAAUAGAGAUUAUCGAGUCUUUGGGUAUAAUGAUUUAUAAGGCUCUGGAUUAUGGACUAAAGGAGAAUGAGGAGAGAGAACUCAGCCCUCCUCUGGAGCAGCUCAUUGACCUCAUGACCAAUAUGGUGGACACGGAGUUGGACCCCUGUCCUGACGAGGGCUACGAGGCUACCGAAGAGGAGGAUGAGGGAGAGGAAGAACCCGCAGAUGUCUCCAACAUUCGAGGCUACAGUGACAUAAUAUCGCUUUGCACGUCUCACCUCCCCAGCCCGUCAGACGCUCCCAACCACUACCAGGCCGUAUGUCGGGCACUGUACACAGAGACCAAGGAGCUCCGCACCUUCCUGGAGAAGAUCAAGAGUGCCAAAGAGAAUUUGCGGCGAAUGGAAGGAGAAACUCCAGAGGAACCCGUCAGAGAUCUGAAUGAGCUGCAGAAUGCUGACUGGGCACGGUUCUGGGUGCAGGUAAUGAGAGACCUUAGACACGGCGUGAAACUAAAGAAGGUACAGGAGCGUCAGUACAACUUUCUGCCCUUUGAAUACCAGCUUACGCCUUAUGAGAUGCUCAUGGACGACAUCCGCUCCAAACGCUACAAACUACGCAAAGUCAUGGUGAAUGGUAAUAUUCCUCCGAGGUUAAAGAAGAGUGCUCACGAUAUCAUACUAGAGUUCAUUCGAUCCAGACCUCCACUGAAUCCUGUUUCUGCUCGUAAGCUGAAGCCUCAUCCUACAAGACCUCCAAGUCUUCAUGAGCGAAUCCUGGAAGAGAUCAGGUCGGAGAGAAAGCUCAGACCUGUCUCACCUGAUAUGAUCCGAAGGAGCAGGCUUGGCGCAGGCAAAAGCAUGAGCACUCCACAGGACUUGUUCCGAAGCUCAGACUUCCCUGAUGGACUCCGAAAGUUAGCCGUCAGCACUCUGUCUCUGGCCAAUGGCAUUUCACCAGCUCACAGCCCCAAUAUUGGCGUGGCCGUAGGGCAACCGGUUUCCCAGAGGAAGAGAUUGCUCAAGGCACCGAUGCUGGCCGAGCUGGAUAGCUCGGACUCUGAUGAGGACACAACCACUCGGAAGUCAGACAGCAGUUCCAGCCUAUCCACCUCAAUGUUGGAGGACACGUCUCCAGAGUCCGUCAUGGGCAAAAAGACUCCCCCUAAGUUCCUGCCCAUAUCCUCCACCCCUCAACCUGACAAGCGUAUCGCCCCACAGAGGAGACACUCCAUAGAGAAGGAAGCUCCCACCAGCGUUCGGCCAUUCCUUCCUCCAUCUCGCCAGAACUCCAAAUCUCUGCUGCGUUCCGACAACAAGGCUCGAGCAUUAGGCAGCGGUCGUGUGGAGGAAUUCUGUUACCCUGUUGAGUGUCUUACUCUGACUGUAGAGGAGGUGAUGCACAUCAGACAGGUUCUGGUUAAAGCAGAGCUGGAGAAAUUCCAGCAGUAUAAAGACAUCUAUAAUGCGCUAAAGAAAGGAAAGCUUUGCUUCUCAUGUCGGACGAAGAAGUUCUCCCUUUUCACCUGGUCCUACACCUGUCAGUUCUGUAGGAGGCCUGUUUGUUCACAGUGUUGUAAGAAGAUGAAGAUGCCUUCCAAGCCCCAUGCCAGCCUACCCAUCUCCUCUCUGGGCCCCAGCAUUUUGCCCAAAAAGGAUUCAGGAGCAUCAGCUAAAACAGAGAAGACCUUUUCUACAUCCGGCCACAACCGUAACAGCCUUCAUCGUACCACGUCCAGACUGUCCAAGCACGGUGAGCGCUCAUCCUCCAAAGACGAGCUGGAGCUGCCUGAGCAGUUCACUGAGGACUGGAGCACCAUGGAGGUCUGUGUGGACUGCAAGAAAUUCAUUAAUGACAUCAUCAGCAACAGCAGGCGCAACCUGUCCACCAAACGUGCCCGUCUGCAUCGCAGGACCCAUUCCGUCUACAUGUCCUCUACCAGUUCUUCCAACUACAAGCCAUCUGAACGGACUAUCAAAGAAGUUUAGGAUGAUAAUGACCCGUCUCUUAACCCCGCACUCAGUGACCGCUGUCUUAACAGAUCCAAAGUGCUUGGAACUAUAUUGGUGUGGUCUUAUUUUUAAAAUUUGCCCUGUUUAUACUGUUCUCACCUGUCACAAAUGCUUCAGUCCUGGUGGCCAGAAAAUCUACUGAAAGUGCCAUAGAGGGUUUUUGUUACAUAUGACAGUAUGGCCACUGUUAGUUUUGUCAUGUACCUUCAAUACAUCUCCUCUUCCAUUUAAAAAGUGCCAGAGGUGAAGGAAUAAAGCCGUUCCUCUUCUAGCAUGAGCCCUUAGGCACUAGCUUUCUCAGGAAAAAUAGGUUUCAUUUGUAAUCCAAGCUUUGGAAUGUGUAGUUUAAGACUUAAAACUUGUUUCAACUGGCCCUCUCCAUGGCAAAGAUGUACCUGGAUUAACACCGAAUGGUAUGAGGGUAAGAAAAGAGCUGUUUAGAGAUUAAUUAGUGUAAAAAACGAAGAAGAAAGAAACGUAAGGCUGCUUUGAGCACUACAAGGCCUGAAUGUACAUUUUUCAAUAUAGAAAACUGGAACUCUGCAGUUGUAUGUAAAUAUUAAGCUGAAUGAUCAGCCUAAAUGUUAUAGAUGUAAAUAGGCAUCCACUUCUGGUUUACUUUCUCAUCUUAGGAAGGACUUGUCCAUCGCUGGAAGACAAAGAGACACUGUAAUUAAUGCCGCAACAAUUCAAGAUUAAGUCUUACCAAAUGUUUUUCUUAUUGUUCGUUCAAACUGCUGCUGUGAUGGUAACAAUGUCCAAAUGAAUGAAACGUUUUAGAUAAUUACAGAGAGUCCUUACAGAUAUAUAUAUUUGUCUGUCUAAUGAGUGUUUUUGAAAUUUUUGUUGAAAAAUACGAUGGAUCUUCUGUGUCAAAACAGAUCUCCACAAUCUGAACAACAUGUGUCUUGGACAUGAUGUACAUGCUCAAUAACACUUACCGGAGGUGGGGAAUCCAAUUCAUUCUCUCAGAUAGAAUGUAACUUAUGUAGGAUGUUUUAUGUACAUGCUGCAUAUCCAAAUCUCACCUGAUCCACUUAUCUAAUACUGCUUUAUUGUUAUAAUAUUAUGAUUAAUAUUAAUGGUAAUUUUUAUUUUUCAGUGUCUUUUUUUUGUUGUUGUUGCAAAUAUUGCUCUCUUCAUGGUCAUUUGCCACUUUCACUCACCCUUUAUAAUGUCUUAAUUUUUUUUAAUUAAGUUAAAUUAAAUAUGAUUAAUUACCAAUUACUAGUGCAAUGAAACGUCAGUCUUCUCAAGCAGAAUUUAACAACUCUUAAUAUAAGUUAUUUUAGUCAUGUCUGGGUAUUUCUAUUUUCUACUCAAUUAAAAAUAAAACACACAUACCCAUAUAAAUACACAGUGCAAUGGUAUAAAGGACUGUUGACUUGAUCUUCUGUUUUGUGCAUAACUGACUGUACUGCAUUCCCCUAAAGAAUGAUUGGUGUGCAUGAUGAAAUCUAUGAUUUUUUUUUUAACAAGGAGAGAAAU